AUGAAACAUCUCGGUCCGGCAAGACCUUUUCUUAGCAUCAGCAUACAAUCCCUCCCAGAUAAGCAUUUUCUCUCUCAACCCGCACAUGCUCACUCUUUUCUUCAACAAGCAAAUUUAUUAAAUUUCAACCCUCUUGCUAAUCCCUCAUGUAUGAAGCAGCCGACUCAACUCUCACAGGACAAUACACUCAAGGACCCCAACACAUACCAAAGACUCACUGGAGCACUUCAAUACCUUACCAUAACUCGGCCAGACAUCGCCUAUGCCGUCAACAUUCUUUUCCAACAUAUGCAUGAUCCGGAACCAUCUCACAUUCAUCUACUCAAGAGACUUCUCCGAUACAUCAAAGGAAUGGUACACUUCGGAUUAUCGAUCACCAAAACCAAUCUUCAUCUUUGCACAUUCUCAGAUGCAUAUUGGGCGGGUGAUCCCAUCACCCGAAAAUCAACAUCCAAAUACUGCACAUUUUUUUGCGACACAUUGAUCUCAUGGACAGUUAAGAAACAAACUACAGUAUCUAGAUCUUCCAUAGAAUUUGAAUACCAUGCUCUUGCGGCAGCAACUACGGACAUCAUUUAUCUAAAAAGACUUCUAGCUGACUUUAAUAUUGGCCAUGGCAAUCCCGUCUAUGUCUAUUGUGACAACACAUCGGCAAUUGCCUUGGCAAAUAAUCCAGUAUUUCAUGCUCGCACCAAGCACAUCGAAAUAGGUCAUCGCUUCAUUCGUGACUACAUUCAACAACAUAACAUUCGUUUCUUACCGAUUAGCACGGUAGACCAACUGGCGGAUAUUCUAACCAAACCGUUGGCAAUGUCCAGAUUCAAGAUACUAAGAACCAAACUAAUGAUCAUGCAAGAUCCGUCAGUUUGCGGGGACUAUUAG
Messenger RNA from Dendrobium catenatum, 882 nucleotides. RefSeq lists its product as uncharacterized. The transcript has a single exon. Lineage: Eukaryota; Viridiplantae; Streptophyta; Magnoliopsida; Asparagales; Orchidaceae. Bases 1 to 882 code for a protein of 293 amino acids. The record is from RefSeq and is a predicted model, not a curated record.